UUGUGUUCUUGCUUUAGAGAUUGUUGCCAUCUUCAGGUGAGACUGAGGAUGGCUUAAAAUCGGGCGAAGAGCCUCUUUUAAGGAAAAACCCUCGCCGGUUUGUCAUCUUCCCCAUCCAGUAUCCAGACAUUUGGAAAAUGUACAAGCAGGCACAAGCUUCCUUCUGGACAGCGGAAGAGGUUGACUUAUCAAAGGAUCUCCCUCACUGGAACAAACUGAAACCUGAAGAAAAAUACUUUAUUUCACAUAUCCUGGCUUUUUUUGCAGCCAGCGAUGGAAUUGUGAACGAAAACCUGGUGGAACGUUUUAGUCAGGAAGUGCAGAUCCCAGAAGCUCGCUGUUUCUAUGGCUUCCAAAUACUAAUAGAAAAUGUUCACUCAGAGAUGUACAGUUUAUUAAUAGACACUUAUAUCAAGGAUCCCGAGAAAAGGGACUUCUUAUUUAACGCUAUUGAAACAAUGCCGUGCGUUAAGAGGAAAGCUGACUGGGCACUGAGGUGGAUAAGAGACAGGGAAGCCACUUUUGGCGAGAGAGUGGUUGCGUUUGCUGCCGUCGAAGGGAUCUUCUUCUCUGGUUCUUUUGCGGCUAUAUUUUGGCUCAAGAAAAGAGGACUGAUGCCGGGCCUCACUUUCUCCAAUGAACUCAUUAGCCGAGAUGAAGGACUCCAUUGCAACUUUGCUUGCCUAAUGUUUCAGUAUUUAGUGAACAAACCUUCAGAAGAAAGAGUCAGAGAGAUUGUUGUCAAUGCAGUUGAAAUUGAACAGGAGUUUUUAACAGAGGCCUUGCCAGUUGGCUUAAUUGGAAUGAAUUGCACUCUGAUGAAACAAUAUAUUGAGUUUGUAGCAGAUUGGUUAUUUCUGGAACUGGGCUUCUCCAAGGUCUUUCAAGCAGAAAACCCUUUUGACUUCAUGGAGAACAUCUCGCUGGAAGGAAAAACCAAUUUCUUUGAAAAGAGGGUUUCGGAGUAUCAGCGUUUCGCUGUUAUGGCUGACACCAACGAGAACGUUUUUACUCUGGAUGCUGACUUCUAGGAUUGCGUUCUUCAGAAGACGAGCGUUGCAAAAAAUGUCCACGUGCCACUUGAAAAGCUGCUAUUUCUUCUACUGGAAGUAGAGGGAACUGGGAACGUUUUUUUCAUGUUUCUGCACAUGAGGAAGUUUUUUAUAUGACAUAUUUAUUGCAGGUGGUGACGUAAAUGAUUGUGUGUGUGUCUGUGGGGGGGUCCUCUUUACCAAAAGUUCCUUUGAUAAUUCAUGCAAGUUUUCUACUUAACAGUUUUUGAGUAGUACAAUUGUGGCAUUUG
This is a messenger RNA of Lacerta agilis (Sand lizard), 1303 nucleotides long. RefSeq names its product ribonucleotide reductase regulatory TP53 inducible subunit M2B (gene RRM2B). The transcript is spliced from 8 exons. The coding region runs from base 138 to 1031 and encodes 297 amino acids. Gene Ontology annotation, molecular function: ribonucleoside-diphosphate reductase activity, thioredoxin disulfide as acceptor. Gene Ontology annotation, cellular component: cytosol. Gene Ontology annotation, biological process: deoxyribonucleotide biosynthetic process. Lineage: Eukaryota; Metazoa; Chordata; Lepidosauria; Squamata; Lacertidae. The record is from RefSeq and is a predicted model, not a curated record.